AGCAGCUGAGGCAAGGAGGGAAGAGAGGAGGACGCAGGCCUCUCUGCGGCACGGCUCUCCUCAUGCAUCUCUCCAGACUCUUUGCACCAUCAGGAGGCUGCUCCUGCUGCUUGUGGUCACUGGGCUGCUGGUGGGGACGGUGGCUGGAUCGUGGCUCCUAGUGAAACACCUGAAGAAGUCUCAGCCAGACCACGGCUUCACCCUGCUGCAGGAGCCAGAUGCGAUCCCCGUGUGCAGUGAUGGUGAAGAGGAAGACCCCGUGGUCCAGGGGGCUCACAGCAGAGUGUCUUUCAGAAUAAACAUGGCAAACUCCUUGCUGGAAGCACGGGUGGAAGGCCAUCCCGGCUGGCUCCUGGCAUGCCAUGAGCACUGGAGUCUCUCCCUGGGCACCCUGCUGUGCCAGCAGCUCGGGUAUCUCAGAAUGGCCCAUCAGAAAGGAGUGAACCUGACGGAUGUCAAGGUGAAUGCCACAAGGGAGUUUGUUCAGGUGAGAGCCCACCAGGAAGGCGGCCUGGAAGACCUGUGGCAGGUGAGGAGCAGCUGUGAAUCAGGUCGAGUUGUGGCUCUGCAGUGCGCAGAGUGUGGGCUGCACCCCGGUGCUGCUCGGGUGGUUGGGGGUGCAGAUGUGCCUGCGGGGCGCUGGCCCUGGCAGGUCAGUGUGUACCACGGCUCCCAGCACCGCUGCGGAGGUUCCGUGCUGGCCCGGGAAUGGAUCAUCACAGCAGCCCACUGCGUGCACAGUUACAGGCGGUUUCAGACCUCUGCCUGGCUGGUUUUUGCUGGUGCUGUCAGCCACGGCUCCAUCAAGCAGGAGGACGGGGUACCAGUAAGGAAAAUAAUUUACCACCCGCUUUAUAAUGACAACAGCCUGGACUAUGACAUUGCUCUGAUGAAGCUCCAAGUCCCCUUGAAUUUCUCAGAUGCCAUCCGUGCUGUGUGUCUGCCACCCUCACACCAGGACCUUUUCCAGGGCACGCAGUGCUGGGUCUCUGGCUGGGGUUAUACCAGACCAGGCCAAGCCCAGGUUGCCAAGACCCUGAAGGAAGCACUUGUUCCAUUGAUCGGUACCAAGAGGUGCAAUAGUUCGUGCAUGUAUGCAGGCGAGCUCACUGCGAGGAUGCUGUGUGCUGGCUAUCUGCAUGGGAGCAUAGAUGCGUGCCAGGGUGACAGCGGGGGCCCCCUGGUUUGCCAGGAUGAAUUCGCGUGGCGCUUGGUGGGCAUCGUGAGCUGGGGCCAGGGCUGUGCUGAACCCAACUACCCUGGGGUCUACACCAAUGUGGCUCAGCUCCUGCCAUGGAUUCAUCACAUCACUGAGGUGUACUAG
Molecule: messenger RNA, 1324 nt
Organism: Neopsephotus bourkii (Bourke's parrot)
Lineage: Eukaryota; Metazoa; Chordata; Aves; Psittaciformes; Psittacidae
Gene: TMPRSS5
Product: transmembrane serine protease 5
Exons: 12
Coding region: 302-1324 (340 amino acids)
Biological process (GO): proteolysis
Cellular component (GO): membrane
Molecular function (GO): serine-type endopeptidase activity
Source: RefSeq, a predicted model, not a curated record